This is a messenger RNA of Durio zibethinus, 1409 nucleotides long. The record is from RefSeq and is a predicted model, not a curated record. Lineage: Eukaryota; Viridiplantae; Streptophyta; Magnoliopsida; Malvales; Malvaceae.
AAUACUCAAAUCAAAUUAUCAUUGCAUUUAUAUUCGCUCUUUUCUCUGGAGAUAUUCUCUUCCAAGUUAAUAAUGUCCUGCAAAAGCAGGAACAUCCUAUGUUUAGUUUGUUUCUCAACAUUUCUGUUGUUUUAUGGGGCUGUUUCAGUAGACUAUGGAACAGCACUUACCAAGUCCUUGUUGUAUUACUAGGCUCAGCGCUCUGGAAAGUUGCCUUCCAACCAGAGAGUUAAAUGGCGUGGUGAUUCUGCACUUAAUGAUGGCAGUGAUGCCAACAUUGAUCUCACGGGAGGAUGUUAUGAUGGGGGGGACAAUAUGAAGUUUGGAUUUCCCAAGGCAUUCACCAUAACAAUGCUUGCCUGGAGCGCCAUUGAUUUUAAUUCGGAACUUACAGCCAUGAAGGCCAUAACCAAUGCAUUGAGUGCCAUCAAAUGGGGCACAGAUUACUUGCUCAAAGCGCAUCCAGAGCCAGACGUCCUUUAUGGAGAAUUGGGUGAUGGAGACACAGACCAUGUCCGUUGGAUGAGACCAGAGGACAUGACCACACCGCGAACCAGCUUUAAGAUUGAUGACAAGCACCCUGGGUCUGAUCUUGCAGCAGAAACUGCUGCUGCUUUGGCUGCCGCAUUCAUUACUUUUAGGGCCAGCGACACUUCGUACUCUAACCAGCUUCUAGAACAUUAUAAACAGCUCUUUGAUUUCGCCCGCAAUUAUCAAGGUGUAUAUCAAAGCAGCAUCCCUGUGGCAGGAAAAUUCUACUCCAGCAGUGGUUAUGGGGAUGAACUUUUGUGGGCCGCGGCGUGGCUUCAUCGUGCAACCAAUGAACAAUCAUACCUGGAUUUUCUUAGUGGAACAGGAAAUACAGGGAGCACCAGAACCAAGUUCUCCUGGGAUGACAAGUAUGUUGGCGCACAGGUCUUGGCUGCCAAGCUAGUGUUGAAAGGCAAUGCGGGCAUUAAUUCAGAAAGAAUGGCUGAAUUCAAGAGCCAGACAGAGCAGUUCUUUUGUUCCUGCGCUCAAAAGGGCAACAACAAAGUGAUGAAAUCACCUGGGGGUUUGUUAUGGUUUCAACCAUGGAAUAAUCUCCAAUACACCACAACGGCUGCAUUUAUUGCCAUCGUCUAUUCAAAAUAUCUCUCUCAUUCCAAGGCCUCUAUCCAAUGUCCUGGAGGCGCCCUUGAGCCCUCUGACCUUGUUGAUCUUGCAAGAUAUCAGGUAUGGUUUUUGUUUAUUUUUUCAAAAUUUCUUUUGCCUACCGAAGGUUAGUACGCGGUUGAAUUUAUACUGUUUAUAUGUAGUGUACGUGGACUAUAUCUUGGGUUCAAACCCAAAGAAAAUGAGCUACAUUGUUGGAUUUGGGUCAAGCUAUCCUACCCAAGUCCGUCACAGAGGAGCAACCAUGGUAUCAA